UUUUUUUUUCAGGGCAACGCAUUGCAUUGCAUUUCAAUGCGUUUAUCCCAAAUUUGUCGCGAGUAGACAUUCAAUCCAUUUGGACCGGAAGGGAAGUUUCAUUCGCCGCGGCGCGAACGCUCCCACAUCGAAUGGGUUGGACGUUCAGGCUGCCUCAUUAAAAUUCGACAAACGAGCAUCGUGGCAGAUCGUUUUAUUGUGAAAGGAUAGCCGUCGUUUCUGUUUCUCAUUACAGUCUCCUUGAGAGGGAGGCGUUAGCUUUAGCAUUAUCGUAAGGACUUCUAAUAGCUAAUGAUGAAAUUAAGCCUCUCUGUUUGGACUUGAAACGAGCAUACGGUUACGUUUAACUCCAUUUUUUUUUUCAACGAAUAUGAAACUAAGGUGAGCGUCAAAGUGUUUCACGUUGGGCGGCGAAAUGAGGGGACUUUUCGUUGCGAAUACGAAACAACUACUCAGGUCGAUUGACUCGGUCGGUCCCAUACCUGCAGCGCGAUGGCGAGCGACCACGGGCGGACGUCUGAGCUCGUCGUCGUCGUCGUCUGGGGAGGAGAACGCCAUGUUGCGUCACCUGAUCAGCAAAAUCAAAGCCACGGGGCCCAUUUCUGUGGCCGAGUACAUGAGGGAGGCGCUCACCAACCCCGCCAUGGGCUACUACGUCAAGAAGAACAUGCUGGGAGCCGACGGAGACUUUGUCACGUCGCCCGAGAUCAGUCAGAUCUUUGGAGAGCUGCUGGGCGUGUGGGCGGUCAGCGAGUGGAUGGCGGCGGGUCGGCCCGAUCGGCUCCAGCUGGUGGAGCUGGGACCCGGAAGAGGAUCUCUGGCCGCCGACGUCCUCCGGGUUUUCGGUCAGCUCCGAUCCGUGCUGAGCGCGGCUUCCGCGUCGCUGCACUUGGUGGAGGUCAGUCCGGUUCUGAGUCGGCUGCAGGCGCGAACGCUGAUCGGGACGGAAGGCGCCGAGGCGGAGGAGCCCGUUUACAAGAGCGGCCGGACGUCGGCCGGCACGCCCGUAUCUUGGUACCGCCGCUUGGACGACGUCCCGCCCGGUUUUAGCAUCUUUCUGGCUCACGAGUUCUUCGACGCGCUGCCCGUUCACAAGUUCCAGCGGACGGAGCGAGGUUGGCGCGAGGUGAUGGUGGACGCGGACCCCGACGCGCCGGGCCGGCUGAGGUUGGCGGUGGCGCCGGCGCCCACCUUGGCGUCCGUCACUCUGGUGCAGGUCAGAUACAAACCCGACGAAACUCGCGACCACGUGGAAGUUUGCGCCGAGGGCGGAGUCGUGGUCCGGCAGCUGGCCCGACGCGUCUCCGGACACGGCGGGGCGGCGUUGAUCGCCGACUACGGCCACGACGGCACGAAGACGGAUACCUUUCGGGGGUUCAAAGGUCACCGCCUUCACGACCCGUUGGAGGCUCCCGGCUGCGCCGACCUCACCGCCGACGUGGAUUUUAGUUACGUUCGGCGCGUGGCCGAACCGCUGGCGGCCUGCGUGGGACCGCUCGCUCAGAGGGUGUUUUUGAGGAACAUGGGCAUCGACGUGCGCAUGCAGGUCCUGCUGAGAAACUGCGACCGAUCCGCCCGGGAGCAGCUGACCGCCAGCUACCGGGUGUUGAUGGACGGCGCGGAGAUGGGCGAGCGCUUCCUGUUUAUGGCGUUGCUGCACCCCAGCCGCCUGGAAGAGCCCGAAAUGGCCGCCGGCCUCAAGCUACAAAAAAAGAAGCCGGCGCAGCUCCCCGUGGCGGGCUUUGCCCAACUCCACUUCUGAACGAACCCGCGUGUUGGACUUGGUUUUGGAGCACAGAAAAGAUGGGCCAUUUCUUUGGAUUUUGCCACCAUGUGAAACACGGAAUGUUGUCAAGGAACCUAACGGGAGCUUCAUCAUCUGGACGUUUUGUAUAUGUAAACUUCAUCUUGGAGAAAUUCUCAUUUUUGUGAAAUAACUCCGGUCAUCCCGACUGACUGAAACAGCCUUGACUUGUGUGUUUGUGCACAGUGUACCAAAUGAAAUUUCAAAUUAGACCUCGCCUCCUUUGCUUUUUCUGAAAGCGGCCCUUGAAGAACACACCCCUGGAGGCUUACUACUGUUUAUAUUGUGUAAAAUACAUAGAAAAAGUCCAACGUUCUCGCGUGCGGGUAAACCAUCGAUCAAUGCUUUUUGUUUUCAUCCCUCGACAGCGGUUCAAUUUUGAAUCCGCCGACGUUCCCGGUUCAAAUGGACCGCACGUCAACGGAGUUCCUCAAUCUUUGUCAUCAGUGGCUGAGCAGCCGGAGGCGAGCCAGCCAGCCUCCCAGCAGCGAUGCGGAGCGUUUGCCAGGGGCGGCUGUCGUCUUCUCCGGCGAAACUUCCCGCUGGCGCACGUCAAGCUGGCGGCGGCUGCCUCGGAUGCGGUCGACGCCGCGGACCGACGGGCUGCGCCGGUACGCCGGCGGGAAGCGCGGGUCCUCGCCGAUGCCGUCGUUACUCAGGUAGCGCUGGAGUGGACGGGGGCCUGCGACGCCAACGGUUCAGACUUAAAACUUCUCGUUUAGCCGAGCGUUCACUUCUACAGUUGACCACUAGACGGCGGCAGAGGAAAUGUACUUAGGGGUAAAGUCCAUAUUUUUUUAUGGACACCUAUUUUUUUGCUGAAGAAUUUAUGAAUAGUAUUGAUAUACAUAUUGUCAUAUAAUCAAUGUUUGCCAACUCACAAAUUUUUCAUUUGUAUUUUAAUUUCAUUAUAUU
Corythoichthys intestinalis (scribbled pipefish) is the source of this 2719-nucleotide messenger RNA. It is a transcript of the gene ndufaf7, whose product is annotated as NADH:ubiquinone oxidoreductase complex assembly factor 7. Gene Ontology annotation, biological process: mitochondrial respiratory chain complex I assembly. Gene Ontology annotation, molecular function: protein-arginine omega-N symmetric methyltransferase activity. The record is from RefSeq and is a predicted model, not a curated record. Gene Ontology annotation, cellular component: mitochondrion. The transcript is spliced from 10 exons. The coding region runs from base 416 to 1762 and encodes 448 amino acids. Lineage: Eukaryota; Metazoa; Chordata; Actinopteri; Syngnathiformes; Syngnathidae.